ACGCAAAUUUUUCUAAUUUCUGUUUUCUUGAAAAUGUCCCUUUAAUUUUUUGAUUAUUUACAAUUUGUGAUCUUUUGUUCAAAUUUUCGACGUCUUUCCUCAUAAUAAUUUUUACAAAAAUUAUUUACCGGAGCAAGUAUUCUGCUUAAUCAUAAAAUGUUUAAGAAAACGUACAAAGUCAAAACUAGCACUACAGUCAAAGCUUCUGAAAGGAAGCGUCUUCGUAAUUUUGCGGAAACUUCAUUUCCAGAUCUAUCUCAAAAUGACAUUAAUUCUCUGAUUCCAAACAAAAUUGAAAUGAAUCAAGUAAAAGCAAUGACUCAUUCAGGUUCUGUUGCCAUGAUAUAUUGUUGUGGGCAAAAUCCCAUAUUUUUUCAAGUUGAAGAUAUUUGUUACCCUACUGUUUAUACUUUAUGGAAAUUUCCCAAUUUGUUACCUAUAGUUACUACAAUACCACCAGUACUUGAAAAAAUAACAAAUGGUGCAGAUCUGAUGGCUCCUGGUGUUGUAACUGAUGAUUAUAUAGUAAAAGAUAUGAAUAACUUAAAACCAAAUGAUAUUUGUGCUGUCAGAAUAAUAGGGAAUAAAGCUGCUGUAGCUGUAGGAAAAGCACUUAUGUCAAAAGAUGAGCUUUGUCAAGAAGGUGUUAAAGGAAAGGCUGUUUCUAUAAUACAUUGUUAUAAAGACAAUUUGUGGCUGUCAGGUGAGCAAAUAGAUCUGCCAAUCUUGCCAGAAGAAGAAUCUAUGGAGUUGCCUGAAAUUUUAGAGAAUGUUAAUCUUUCUGAUACUACUGCAUCAGAAGAUGCCCCAAAUGAGGUUUCUGACUCCCUACCAGAAUCUGACAAUCAUGCUGCAGUAAAUGACCUUGCUGAUGAUGAAGUAUCUAAAGAGAAUGAAAUUCUUCCAAAUUACACUAUGGAUGAAAUUUUGCAUCAUUCUUUUUUCACUACAUUAAAAGUUACUGGGAAAAAGAUAACACUGCCUAUACUAACAAGUACAUUUUACAGCUCUCAUGUUUUAAAAUCUUGUCCACCUGAUCUAAAUCUUGAUAUUAAAAAGACAACAUACAAGAAACUUUCUGUGUUUCUGAAGAAAAUGCAGAAAGAAGGUUUGGUUCUGAUUAAGGAACUGAGCAAAGGAGUUGAAAGUAUUGUGUCAAUUAAUUUAGAAAAUCAGAGUAUAAAAUCUUAUUCAAUAGAGCCUUCAUUUAAAUUACACUUAAAUUCAGAAAAGGAAAAGACCGUCGAAGAAGUGCCUUCAUCUAACAUUCAAGGAAAUUAUAAAUUCCCUCUUGUAACAGAACUUUAUGUGAUAUCUGCACAAGUAAAGGUCUUAUUUGAAAAAUAUAAUCUAAGGAAAGGAGAUACUAUACCAGUAACAACAGUCAGAGAGGUAUUAAAGCGUUAUGCAAAAGAAAAUUCCCUUCAAAAUGAAAACAAUCCCAGGGAAGUUAUUCUCGAUCCUAUUUUAUCAGACUGUGUUGCUAAAAGAGGUGAAUGUGUAAAUACAAUGACUUGGGAACAAUUGCAAGAAGUAAUAGUUUCUAAAAUGCCUCAUGCAUACCAAAUAGAAUUUGAAAAUAAAGAUCCUAUUGUGAAGAAAGGAAAAUUAGAACCAAUCAAUGUAGCUGUUGAUACUAGAACUGGAAACAAGAAGGUGACAUUAAUUACUAAUUUAGAAACAUAUGGUAUUAAUCCUGAGAAACUUGCACAGCAUGUCCAAGUUGCAGUUGCGGCCAGCACAUCUAUUACUUCAACUCAGAGUGGAAAAGGAACCCUUGUUCUUAUUCAAGGGAAUCAAGUACGAUAUCUACAAAAAUUAUUUUUAGAAAUUUAUAAAGUACCCAGAAAAUACUUACAAGGAUUAGAAAAUUUGCCGAAUAAAAGGAAAUGAUUUUAUUAUAUUAAUGUUGCAUUUUGCUUAUUAUUAACUUGAAUUACUUGUUGCAGAUUCAAAUGUUAUAAAAAAAAUGUAAAUAAA
Messenger RNA from Argiope bruennichi, 1980 nucleotides. It is a transcript of the gene eIF2D, whose product is annotated as eukaryotic translation initiation factor 2D-like. NCBI's taxonomy places the organism in Eukaryota, Metazoa, Arthropoda, Arachnida, Araneae, Araneidae. Gene Ontology annotation, biological process: translational initiation; formation of translation preinitiation complex. The transcript has 7 exons. Bases 157 to 1893 code for a protein of 578 amino acids. The record is from RefSeq and is a predicted model, not a curated record. Gene Ontology annotation, molecular function: translation initiation factor activity; RNA binding.